Messenger RNA from Eruca vesicaria subsp. sativa (arugula), 1823 nucleotides. NCBI's taxonomy places the organism in Eukaryota, Viridiplantae, Streptophyta, Magnoliopsida, Brassicales, Brassicaceae. The record is from the annotation of a GenBank genome assembly.
CCACAAAUCACUUUUUGCUACAAAUUACAAACUUUUUUCGCUUUUUAUCUUCUUUUGCCUCUUUGAUUCUUUAUCACAAAAAAAAUGGAAGUUUCAGUGAUUGGUAACCCUCAAGCGAAGUUUUGCAGAUCAGAGUUAGCUUGCAGGGAGCUCGGGUUUAGAUUUGGCUCCGACGUAUUUUCCGGUGAAUCGAGGAAUAAAGUUAGUUUCUUGAGCUCAAAAUUGAAGGAGAUUAAGAUCCGGUGCUCUGCGAGAUAUGUCAAAUGCGAAGCUAUCGUCUCCGAUCAAGCUCCGUUUCUGAAACACACUCCAAACUCUAGAGCGCUUGAGAGCGUGAGACUAUUCGUUGGGCUACCUCUAGACACAGUAUCAGAUUGCAACAACGUGAACCAGAGGAAAGCUAUUACCGCUGGGCUCAAAGCUUUGAAGCUACUCGGUGUGGAGGGAGUUGAGUUACCAAUUUUCUGGGGAGUUGUUGAGAAAGAAGCUGCAGGGAAAUAUGAAUGGUCAGGGUACUUAGCUGUUGCGGAGAUUGUUAAGAAGGUUGGACUCAAACUUCAUGUGUCGCUCUCUUUCCAUGGUUCCAAAGACCCGGAGAUUGGUCUACCUGACUGGGUGGCGAAGAUUGGUGAAACUGAACCUGGGAUGUAUUUUACAGACAGAUAUGGGAAAGAGUUUAAAGAUUGUUUGUCGUUUGGAGUUGAUGAUGUUCCUGUUCUUGAUGGGAAGAGUCCUAUGGAGGUUUAUGGUUGUUUCUGCGAGAGUUUUAAGUCUGCUUUCUCAGAUUACAUGGGCAACACAAUCACGGGAAUCACAUUAGGUAUGGGACCAGACGGAGACCUAAAGUAUCCUUCUCAUCAACACGAGACUCAUCUCUCUGGUGCAGGAGAGUUCCAGUGUUACGACAAACACAUGCUUUCAGCUCUCAAACACUACGCUGAGUCCACAGGAAACCCUCUUUGGGGACUUGGUGGUCCACAUGAUGCUCCUGCUUACGAUCAACAGCCUCUUUCCACAUCAUUCUUCUCACACGGCGGGUCAUGGGAGUCUCAGUAUGGAGAUUUCUUCUUGACUUGGUACUCGUCUCUUCUCACCUCUCAUGCAGACCGAGUCCUCUCUGUUGCUUCAUCAGCAUUUAGUGGAAGUGGUGUGUCAAUAAGUGGGAAGUUACCUCUCUUACAUCAGUGGAACAAGCUGAGAUCUCAGCCUUCUGAGUUAACAGCUGGUUUCUACAGCUCUAAUGGUCAUGAUAGGUACGAGGCAAUCGCAGAGAUCUUUGCUAAAAACUCUUGUAGAAUGAUAAUACCUGGAAUGGAUCUAUCUGAUGAGAACCAAUCACCGGCCUCUCUCUCCAGCCCUGAGUCGUUACUUGCAGACAUCAAAGCAUCAUGUAAGAAACAAGGAGUGGUUGUUUCAGGGCAAAACUCGUCUACUUCGGUCUCUGGUGGGUUUGAGAGGAUUGUUGAGAAUCUGAAGGAUGAGAGUGUUGGAAUUGAUCUGUUUACUUACCAGAGAAUGGGAGCUCUUUUCUUCUCUCCUGAGCAUUUCCAUGCUUUCACUGUCUUUGUUCGGAACAUGAACCAGGUGGAGCUGUCUUCAUACGAUCAAGCAGUAGAGGAUGAGGCUCAGACAGCGAGCAUAGGUUCAGCCACUGGUGUGCAUAGUUUGCAAACCGUUUGAUGAGUAUUUCCAUAUCUGUACGUAAAUAAAGAAGAAAGUCUCUUGUUAUCUUAGCAUUUAUAUAGAUUUUGUUGUAAUCCUGUACAAUUAUUUGUAUCGUUGUAUUCAUAAAACAUGAAUCCGAAGUUUAAGACAGAUCUACU